AAUUCUCAAAUAAUAUGCCCAGGCUUUGGCUUGAAAAAAAGAAGAGACUUUGCUUGGAGUUGGAGCUCAAGGAGCCAAAAAGCUUCAAGCUUGGGAGGGACCACCAUUUCAAAUUUUCUUGGACCUCUGUGACUCUGUCUAUGUUUGUCGAGAACAGUCAAAAGGAAGUAAACCAGCUCGAUCCCACUCUCUUUGAUUUUGGGUAACCAGCUCUCAAUCUCAAUCAAUCCAUAAAGAAAAGCCACCAACAGCCAACCAUGUCCAGCUCAACCCACCUCCUCUUUUCCCUCCUCCUCUUCUCCGCCGCCGCAACCCUUUCUCCCAUCCUUGCCACCGAUCACAUCGUCGGUGCCAACCGCGGCUGGAACGCCGGCAUCAACUACACCCUUUGGGCCAACAACCACACCUUUUAUGUUGGCGACCUCAUCUCAUUUAGGUACCAAAAGAACCAGUACAAUGUGUUUGAGGUAAACCAAACAGGGUACGACAACUGCACGACAGAAUUUGCGGUCGGGAACUGGAGCAGUGGCAAAGAUUUCAUACCCCUGAAUGAGGCGAAGAGGUAUUACUUCAUUUGUGGCAAUGGGCAGUGCUUUAAUGGGAUGAAGGUCUCUGUACUUGUCCAUCCUCUCCCGCCGCCCCCAUCGGCUUCUGUGGGUGAUGUUGAGCAUUCCCCAACGAGUUCUGCUGCCCCAGUGGCUGUGCAGAGGAGAGGGUUCGGGGUUCUGGUUGUAUCUUUUGUUGUGAUUUGUUUUGGAUUUGGGCGGAUCAUGUAGUGCCGGAGGUUUUGCUUUUGGCUUGGCACCUGGUCUAGCUGAGAGGAAACUGCAUUAUUCGUUUGUGUAAUUUUCCUGAAGGGUGAAAAACUUGAAAGUACUUUAUUAGUACGUGUGAUUUGACACAAAUUCAAAUA
Messenger RNA from Corylus avellana, 913 nucleotides. Its product is annotated as early nodulin-like protein 17. Gene Ontology annotation, cellular component: plasma membrane. The record is from RefSeq and is a predicted model, not a curated record. Gene Ontology annotation, molecular function: electron transfer activity. NCBI's taxonomy places the organism in Eukaryota, Viridiplantae, Streptophyta, Magnoliopsida, Fagales, Betulaceae.